AUGAGGCCAAAGCUGAGAAAUGAAGCUGAAAGCAAAAAUCGAAGCCAGAAGACACUUUCGCUUCAAAAGGUUUAUAUCAGAUAUUAUUGGGGAAAGAUACUUAUUGCGCUUAAUGUUACUUG
This is a messenger RNA of Funneliformis caledonium, 122 nucleotides long. The record is from the annotation of a GenBank genome assembly. Lineage: Eukaryota; Fungi; Glomeromycota; Glomeromycetes; Glomerales; Glomeraceae.